UUAUGGCGACAUCAGGUCAUGAGAAAGAAAAGGAAAUAUUUACAUGUUGUAUCUGUUUAGAGCAACUUAAGUCACCUAGUAGUCUACCUUGUCUUCACACUUUCUGCUUCCAAUGUAUCAGUGAGUAUAUCCUAUCAACUGAACGACGUUCCGGGCAUAAACUCUUAAAUUACACGUGUCCUGUAUGUAGAAUAACUGUCACACCCUCAAAUGUAGAAACAGAUACCACACAGUGGAUUAAAUCCUUACAACGUAAUUUGACUAUCUCUCCUCUAAUAGAAACCACAAAAGAACCGCAAAACCAAGAGUGUCAUAUCUGUAAGAGAAAAAAGAAACAUAUUUCUGCGACGAAAUGGUGUCGUGACUGUACAGAAGCCUAUUGUGACGACUGUUGCGACACGCAUAGUUUCAUAACAUCUUUGACUAAUCACAAAGUUGUAGACAUCAAAAGUAUUCAGACAAAUGAAGAAGAAAUCGAUUUGUUUAAAAUAUCAGAUUCUUGCCCCGUGCACAGUUCCAAAGUAAUCGAGGCAUAUUGUUUUGAUCACCUACAACUUUGCUGCGUACUGUGUGUAACGUAUCAACAUAGGCAGUGUAAAGAUGUUCAGGCCAUUGAAGACCUAACCAGCAAAAAAGAUGACAGUUGUUCAUUUGAAUCGAACUUGACUGAAAUUCAAUCAGGUACUGAAAAAUUGCUACAAGCACAAAAAGACGAGAAGAUAACUUUGAAGAAAUCGUUUUCCAGUAUUGAAAGCAUUGUUAUCGAUUCGGUAAAUUCUGCUAAAAGUCAAUUAGAUAGUUUGUUGAUUUCAUUCUCGAAAGAGCUGAAGAUGAUGGAAGAGAAACAUCAAGAUAAAAUAGACUCAAAGUUAGAUAUAUUCGAAAAGCUUUUAAAUGAUAUCAUUGAGCUUCUCCGUAUAACAACAUAUAUUCGAGCUUACGGCUCAAAAACACAUUUUUUUAUUCAUCUCCAAAAAUCAAAAACGGAAUUGAUUUCAGAAAUAGAAAAAUCUGUAAAGUUAUUAUUCGAAAUCCGUGUAGUGAAAACAACUGUUGAUAUUGAAAAUGCACUUCAUCGAAUAAUGAAAUUAGAGCAAGUAGGGAAAGUACUUAUUACAGAGGGAAAAAAAGAAUUUGUAGCAGAAUAUAUAGGGAUACUUAGAGAUCAAUCGCAUUUACAUGCCAGCACUGUAUUCCCGUAUCUCCAUUUGAUAAAACGAAAAUUGGUCCACGUGCUUUCUGAAUAUGAUUUAUUUGGGGGAGUGUGUAUUUCAGACCAGACAAUUGCAUUAUGCUGCCGAUCGAAGAGUAGCUCAGGCAGUCAGCCAUACCAUCUGAUUAUUGUCGAUGCAUCAACAGGAAAAGUAAUAAACGAAUGUAAAAUUCCAGAUGGCACCAAAGGACUAACAUAUGAUACAUUGAAUACGACAUUGUAUAUUUCCAGCAGCAGUACCAUUUACAGUGUUAGAUGUGAUCAGCAAAUUAUGCAACCAAGGUAUAUAAAACAUACUGGUACUCAAUAUUAUGGAGGAAUUUGUAUGAAAGACAAUUACCUUUAUGUGAACGUCGGGACUGAAAUUAAGAAAAUGAAUUUAAAUCAGAACAAUGGAUUGCAAGCAGCAUUCUCAAUAAAUAGUUCAAAUAAAAAUCCAAGUGGAUUUAACGCACUUACGAUAGAUUACAAGAACGGUCGUUUAAUACAUGCGUCCGAAAAUGGUAAUGUCGUUAGCACUUCACUGGAUGGAAAGGAAAUAUUUUCUCAUUACAUGACAGGCACCACCAGCGUAGUCGUUAACUCUAAUGGUUUUAUUUUUGCCGGGUAUAAACAUGGGUAUGUACGUUUGAUAUUGGAAGAUGGGGAACAAGAUAGAACCUUACUGGGCAAGUGCGAUAAAAUAAAAGAAUUGCGUGAUAUCUGGUUGAACAAAUCUGAAAAUACUCUGUUUAUUUGUGGAAAUGAAUAUGUAGAACUUUAUGAUGUUACCUACUGAACAAACAGUUUACUCAAAAAACAUUUCUUUCAUAUGAAAAUGAAUAUGUAGAGAGAUGAGAGAGAUGGAAAACUUUAAAUUUAAUUUACCGUUGCUUCAAUGACAAGAUAAGCUACGGUAAAGCAUGUUUCGACAAUAUAUUGUUAUUUAAUUAAUGUAUGUCCAUAAUUUAUAUAGUAACAUCGA
Molecule: messenger RNA, 2177 nt
Organism: Mytilus californianus (California mussel)
Lineage: Eukaryota; Metazoa; Mollusca; Bivalvia; Mytilida; Mytilidae
Exons: 1
Coding region: 3-1991 (662 amino acids)
Molecular function (GO): protein binding; zinc ion binding
Source: RefSeq, a predicted model, not a curated record